GACUAAACGUGACAUAUUCACAAAUUUGAUUUCGGUUUGUGAAAAACUGUUAGGUACUUUAUCCUAACAGAUUUUUUUCUUCAUCAUACAUACAUACACAAAAUAUUAAAAGAAAAAGAAGAAAAAACAGUUAGUUUGUUUUCAUCAUAUAUCUUGAGAAAUUAAUUAAGAAGUAGUAUUUUAAUAUUCUAAGAUAGAGUGAAGAAGAACAUUAAAUAGAGUAUUUAAACUGUGGAGUUGUUACAAGUGCAACUAAAGAUGGUAUGCAUGCUCUCUAGGGUUGCCUUGUUUUCACUAGCAAUAAUCAUCAUCACUGUCCAAGGAAAGGGAAGCAAUGUAACAUAUGAUGGUCGAGCUUUGAUCGUCGAUGGCGAACGUCGAAUUCUUUUCUCCGGGUCGAUUCAUUAUCCUCGUAGCACUCCUGAGAUGUGGCCAUCUUUGAUAUCAAAAGCCAAAGAAGGAGGAGUAGACGUUAUACAGACUUACGUAUUUUGGAAUUUGCAUGAAUCCACGCAAGGACAGUAUGAGUUUGAUGGAAGAAAGGAUUUAGUGAGGUUCUUAAAAGAAGUUGAGGCUCAAGGUCUCUAUGCUGCCCUCAGAAUUGGUCCCUUCAUUGAGGCUGAAUGGACUUACGGGGGGCUACCCUUUUGGUUGCAUGACAUCCCGGGCAUUGUCUUCCGAUCGGAUAAUGAACCGUUCAAGAAGCACAUGGAAAGGUUUGUCACCAAAAUAGUAAACAUGAUGAAGUAUAACAAUUUGUACGCUUCACAAGGAGGGCCAAUAAUAAUUUCACAGGUUCCGGCAAUGGCAAACUCUUGCAUAACUAUUUUCCCAGCAAAACAUAUUCUUCACAAUAAUCUAAAAAUUGUACGCAUACAGAUUGAGAACGAGUACGAGAACGUUGAAGCAGCAUUUCACGAGAAAGGACCAAGUUAUGUUCGCUGGGCUGCAAACAUGUCAGUGGCGCUCGAUACCGGUGUCCCUUGGGUGAUGUGUAAACAAUCCGAUGCUCCUGAUCCGGUGAUCAACACAUGCAAUGGAAUGCGAUGUGGAGAAACGUUCACAGGACCCAACUCGGCAAAUAAACCAUCAAUGUGGACGGAGAACUGGACAAGUUUCUAUCAAGUUUUCGGAGGAGAGCCAUACAUAAGAACAGCUGAAGACAUAGCAUUUCAUGUUGCUUUAUUUAUUGCGAAAAAUGGGAGCUAUGUGAACUAUUAUAUGUAUCACGGAGGAACCAAUUUUGGAAGAACAAGCUCUGCAUUUGCAAUAACAAGUUACUAUGAUCAAGCACCACUUGAUGAGUACGGUUUAAUCAGGCAACCUAAAUGGGGUCAUCUAAAAGAGCUCCAUGCCACAAUUAAGUCAUGCUCAAAGACUCUAAUAAGAGGAACACAGCAGAAUUUUUCUUUGGGUCAACUACAACACGCUUAUGUUUUUAGAGAAAGUUCAGGGGAUUGUGCAGCCUUCCUGGUGAACAAUAAUAGUAGACAAGAUGUGAAAAUCCUCUUCCAAAAUAGGUCAUAUGAGUUGCCUCCUAAGUCAAUCAGCAUCCUACCAGACUGCAAAACCAUAACCUUUAAUACAGCAAAGGUAAACACACAGUACAAUACAAGGUCAGCUACAUCGAGCCAUGAAUUCAACUCAACAGAAACAUGGGAACAAUACAGAGAAACUAUCCCUAUAUAUGACAAUACUUCUAUAAGAGCAAAAACUUUAUUAGAUCACCUGAGCACAACAAAAGAUACUUCUGAUUAUCUUUGGUACAUUUUAAGGUUUCAAAAUCACUUCCCCGGUCCUCAAUCUGUAAUACAAGCCUACUCACAUGGACAUGUUUUACAUGCAUAUGUUAAUGGAGUAUACGCUGGGUCUGCUCAUGGAAAUCACGACAGUCCAAGCUUCACCCUAAAGAAUUCAGUUCAUCUUAAAAAUGGGUCAAAUGAAUUUGCCUUUCUAAGUGUAACAGUGGGAUUCCCGAAUUCAGGAGCAUAUCUUGAGCGUAAGAUUGCUGGAUUACGUAGGCUGCAUGUUCAAAACAAGGAUUUCACUAGUUCCUCAUGGGGAUAUCAGGUUGGGUUGUCAGGAGAAAAGUUUCAAAUUUACACAAACAGUGGAUUGAACAAAGUUCAUUGGAACAAAUUUGGAGGCAAUGCUCAACCACUCACAUGGUAUAAGACUUUUUUUGAUGCACCUACAGGAGAUGACCCACUUGCACUGAACCUUCAUUCCAUGGGAAAGGGGGAAGCUUGGAUUAAUGGCCAAAGUAUAGGCCGCUACUGGGUUUCAUUUAAUACUUCCAAGGGAAAUCCUUCCCAAUCAAGGUAUCAUAUACCUCGUUCUUUUCUCAAACCAACUGGCAACCUAUUGGUUCUCCUAGAAGAAGAGAAGGGAUACCCCCCAGGAAUCACUGUAGACUCUGUUUCUAUCUCAAAAGUAUGUGGCCAUGUGUCGGAAUCAGACUCAUCUGUUGUUCAGCUUAUUUGUCCUCCAGACAAGAACAUUUCCAGAAUUCAGUUUUCAAGCUACGGAACUCCUGAAGGUAACUGCGAACAUUAUGCCAUUGGAAAGUGCCACUCGCCCAAUUCCAGAGCUGUGGUAGAAAAGGCAUGUAGGGGGAAGAGGAAGUGUACGAUCCUCAGAUCAAAUCAAUUUUUCAACGGUGACCCAUGUCCAGGCAUCCCUAAAACUCUGCUAGUGGAUGCCAAAUGCAGGGGGAAUAAAACAAGAAAGAGAGAGAAAUUUCAGAGCAUAUAACUUGAUUCUAUAAAACUCAGCAAUCACUCCAUAAUAGAGAUCAACGAUCUGUCUUGGUUGAUAGCACUUGACAUGCAUUACUUACAUAAUGAUAAAGGUCCUGGGCAACAAUGUGCAAAGGAUUUGUAACAUAAUAGGGCAUCGUAAACUUUUUACCGGUGGCAAGGUCUAAAAGUCCAAUCACAGGUUAAUAUUUAAUAGUUUAGAAGAUGGGUUAGAAAGCGAUGGAAAAUUUAUCAUACGUCAAAAGGAGACCAUGAAACCAAUAUUCUAACAUGCAGCAGACAAAGCAUGCAGUGCCAAAAUGUUGGUGAAGAUUUAAGGCAUGAAAAUAGUUCAAGUACUGUCCAAUGUAAAGUUCCACUUCCCUUAUCACUACCUGGAAUUUCUCAGUUCUAGAUGGAUAAAUUAAGUAGGAACAGCAGUUUGUACCAACUAUAUUUACAUUGUAUCGCAUUUGGGUUUCGUGCUA
Messenger RNA from Mercurialis annua (annual mercury), 3226 nucleotides. RefSeq names its product beta-galactosidase 16-like. Bases 259 to 2754 code for a protein of 831 amino acids. NCBI's taxonomy places the organism in Eukaryota, Viridiplantae, Streptophyta, Magnoliopsida, Malpighiales, Euphorbiaceae. The record is from RefSeq and is a predicted model, not a curated record. The transcript has 19 exons. Gene Ontology annotation, biological process: carbohydrate metabolic process. Gene Ontology annotation, cellular component: cell wall; vacuole. Gene Ontology annotation, molecular function: carbohydrate binding; beta-galactosidase activity.